This is a messenger RNA of Calidris pugnax (ruff), 5547 nucleotides long. RefSeq names its product pogo transposable element with ZNF domain (gene POGZ). The record is from RefSeq and is a predicted model, not a curated record. Lineage: Eukaryota; Metazoa; Chordata; Aves; Charadriiformes; Scolopacidae. Gene Ontology annotation, molecular function: DNA-binding transcription factor activity, RNA polymerase II-specific; RNA polymerase II cis-regulatory region sequence-specific DNA binding. The coding region runs from base 1278 to 5249 and encodes 1323 amino acids. The transcript has 17 exons. Gene Ontology annotation, biological process: regulation of DNA-templated transcription.
AGGAACCCUGGAAGAUCUCCCAGUUGUGUUUUAGGGCUGGUGUGGGACCAUGGAAAUGAAAAUUAAAGGUUUCAUGGGCUUCGGUCUCACUCCCGCACGCCCCAGCUUCGGGCUGAUUUACAGCCUGAAUUUUGGGGCAGCUUCAGCGUUUCUUUGUUGGACAAGAUGAUCUUUGAGAGGUCCCUUCCAACCUAGAAGAUUCUGUGAUUCUUUGCCUGGAAUUGUGAUGGUGUUGGGAUAGGACGAGCAGACACAGCUUAACGAGAUAAGAUUUAUAAUUUAAUUGCUCUGUGGUUACUUAAUCCAGUUUAUAUUUUAAAGCUACGUACGUCCCUUCCAGUUUCCCAACAGUGAGCUAAUAAGCGUUACUCUGUGUUGGAGCCUUCUGGCCAUCCCUGUGUCCUGGGGCUGUUGGAAACACAGCACAUGGGGCUGGAUUAUUUUCUCCCUUGUCCUUUAUUAGAAGCUGUUUAUUUUGGCCGGUUUCUCUCGGAACAUGUUUCUUAUCGGAUUUUUACGGCUGUCAAAUGGUGGUAGAGAAUACAAAAUGCCAUCACAACAGUCCCUUUUGCCACCAAAAUGGAAUGAGGAGCAGCAGAAUCCCGCGUGGUCCCCGUCCACGUGUGUUCCUGGUGGCAGAGGGACGGAGCUGGCUCUUCCCUGCUGUCACCCAGCUGCAGCUCGUGGCAGAAAACCCCAUUAAUUUUGUAAUUUGCAGGGGUUUGUGGUGGUUUGGGGGAGUGCAGGUCUGGUUGUGGGUGCUGGGGACUGUCACACACACGGAUUUCACUCGUUGGAGCCUGGACACCCCCUCCCUGCCGGGUGUACAAAUCCGACAACGCUCAAAACCACCACCAAACCCCAUGGUUCUUCCUUCUGUCACCCACAGUUAUUGACUCAGUUAAAGGUAUUGGAGUUCUGGGGGUGGUGACCCCUGAUUUCACAGCUGUUACGUUGGCUUUCUUAGGCAGGAGAGGGAAAACCACUGCAAUUUUAAGUCAGAACCAGGGGGUUUCAGCCCAACUUCACAGAUUAAUCUGAAAAGGAACCACAGCCUGUUCAUGUGGGACGCGGAGUCAGCUCUGUGGCCAGAGAAAUAAGUAAGAACCUGAAAAUAUGCGACUGAUUUUUUUUAUAUUUUUUUUUUCCUUUGGAAUAUUGGGAAACGAAACCAUAGUUGAUAUUUCUGGCGUUGCAGUUUUUCUUGUAACAAGACUUUUGGUGCCCGGUAAAUCACGGUUUUCCACUGAAGGUGUCUCUUCUCUUCCCUUGGCAGGAUGGCGGACACGGACCUUUUCAUGGAAUGUGAGGAGGAGGAGCUGGAGCCGUGGCAGAAAAUCAGUGAUGUGAUUGAAGACUCCGUUGUCGAGGAUUACAAUUCAGUUGAUAAAACUGCUACGGCGGGCAAUCCCCUGGUGCAGCAGAGCGGGCAGCCCCUCAUCCUCACCCAGAACCCGGCCUCGGGUCUGGGCACCAUGGUGACCCAGCCAGUGCUGCGACCCGUGCAGAUCAUGCAGAACGCCAACCACGUCACCAACUCCCCGGUGACCAGCCAGCCCAUCUUCAUAACCACCCAGGGAUUUCCCGUGAGGAACGUGCGACCGGUGCAAAACACGAUGAACCAGGUGGGGAUCGUUCUCAACGUGCAGCAGGGUCAGACGGUUCGACCCAUCACCCUCGUCCCAGCCCCGGGCACGCAGUUUGUUAAACCAGCGGUCGGAGUUCCUCAGGUGUUCUCUCAAAUGGCCCAGGUGAGACCAGGUACGACCAUGCCGGUCCGACCCACCACCAACACUUUCACUACGGUCAUUCCGGCCACGCUCACCAUCCGGAGCACUGUGCCCCAGUCCCAGGCGCAGCAGCAAAGUAAGUCCACUCCCAGCACCUCCACAACUCCCACUGCAACGCAGCCAACACCACUGGGACAGUUAACUGUGCCGCAGCCAGGGCAGUCCAGUCCAGCUACUAACCCCAAAUUAGUGAGUAUCGCCAGCUUUGUGACUGUCAAGCGGCCCGGCGUGACUGGGGAGAACAGCAGUGAGGUUGCAAAGCUAGUGAAUACCCUCAACACCAUUCCUUCGGUAGGGCAGAGCCCCGGCCCCUUGGUGGUUUCCAACAGCAGCCCCGUGCACGGCUCCCAGAGAUCCAGCGUCUCAGAGUCCUCCUCCUCCUCCUCAUCGCUCAAAGUCAGUUCAUCUCCUAUUCCCACCUUUGAUUUGCAAGACGGUGGCAGGAAGGUCUGCCCGAGGUGUGACGCUCAGUUCCGAGUCACCGAAGCUUUAAGAGGCCACAUGUGUUACUGCUGCCCCGAAAUGGUUGAGUUCCUCAAGAAAAGAAAAUCUCUAGAAUCUGAACCAAAUAUUCAAUCCGCAAAGCCCCCGUCUCCAGAAAAAACUCCGGCUGUUGCUUCGCCACCCUCCUCUGCUCCGAUCCCUGCGCUGUCCCCACCUGCUAAAGCCCCAGAGCCCAGCGAAAACGUAGUCGACUCCUCCCAAAGUAAGCUCAUUAUGUUGGUAGAUGAUUUCUACUACGGCAGAGACGGUGGCAAAGUGAGCCAGCUGCUGAACUUCCCCAAGGUCCCGACGUCCUUCAGGUGUCCACACUGCACCAAGAGGCUAAAGAACAACAUACGGUUCAUGAAUCACAUGAAGCACCACGUGGAGCUGGACCAGCAGAACGGCGAGGUGGACGUCCACACCAUCUGCCAGCACUGCUACAGACAGUUCUCCACCCCCUUCCAGCUGCAGUGUCACCUGGAGAACGUCCACAGUCCCUACGAGUCAACCACCAAGUGCAAGAUCUGUGAGUGGGCCUUCGAGAGCGAGCCCAUGUUCCUGCAGCACAUGAAGGACACGCACAAGCCCGGGGAGAUGCCCUACGUUUGUCAGGUCUGCCAGUACCGCUCCUCGCUCUACUCCGAGGUGGACAGUCAUUUCCGCAUGAUCCACGAGGACACGCGGCACCUCCUCUGUCCCUACUGCCUCAAGGUCUUCAAGAACGGCAACGCCUUCCAGCAGCACUUCAUGAGGCACCAGAAGAGUGUUUAUCACUGCAACAAGUGUAGGCUCCAGUUCAUAUUUGCCAAGGAUAAAAUCGAACACAAGCUGCAGCACCACAAAACCUUCCGAAAGCCCAAACAGUUAGAAGGAUUGAAACCUGGAACCAAGGUGACGAUCAGGGCGUCCCGAGGGCAGCCACGGGCAGUGCCCAUAGCGUCGAGCGAGAUGCCGCCGGGGCCGGGGCAGGAAAACGCUUCCCUCUCCUCUUCUGCUGACCCCCAGCCCAUCUUCCUGUACCCACCUGUCCAGAGGAACGUCCAGAAGAGAGCCGUCAAAAAAAUGAGCGUCCUGGGGAGACAGACCUGCCUGGAGUGCAGCUUCGAGAUCCCCGACUUCCCCAACCACUUCCCCACCUACGUGCACUGCUCCCUGUGUCGCUACAGCACCUGCUGCUCCCGCGCCUACGCCAACCACAUGAUCAACAACCACGUUCCUCGGAAGAGUCCAAAAUACUUGGCUUUGUUUAAAAACUACACUGCCUGCGGCAUGAAGCUCUCCUGCUCCUCUUGUCUCUUCGUAACGUCCGAGGGCGACGCGAUGGCCAAACACCUGGUCUUCAACCCCUCGCAUGAGUUUAGUAACAUCAUUUUCCGAGGGCCUACUUGGAUAUCACAUUCCAGGCACGUUCAGCCCCAGGACAAGAGCGUGAAGAACCCCUGCCCUCCCUAUUCCCCAGGAAAAGCUGCUACUGUGAAAACCAAGUCCGUGUUACCGGCCAGGGACGAGCUGGAGCCCGAGCGGGCGCCGGGGGCCUCCAGCAGACCCCCCCUCUGCCCCGAGGAGGAGACCUUAAACACGGAGGCUCGAGAAGACGAGCAGGCGACGAAGGAGCCCGAACCCGCCAGCAAAAAAGAGCAGUUAUCGGUAAAAAAGCUGCGGGUGGUGCUUUUUGCCUUGUGCUGCAACACGGAGCAGGCGGCCGAGCACUUCCGAAACCCCCAGCGGCGCAUCAAGCGUUGGCUGAGGAGGUUCCAGGCUUUCCAAGAGGAGAACUUGGCCUCGCUGUCGGAGGGCAAAUACCUCAGCCUGGAGGCGGAGGAGAAGCUGGCGGAGUGGGUCCUGACGCAGCGGGAGCAGCAGCUGCCCGUCAACGAGGAGACCCUCUUCCAGAAAGCCACCAAGAUCGGCCGCUCCUUGGAAGGGGGCUUCAAGAUCUCCUACGAGUGGGCGGUGAGGUUCAUGCUGCGGCACAACCUCAGCACGCACACGCGGCGGGCCGUGGCUCACCCCCUCCCCAAGGACGUGGAGGACAACGCCAGCUGCUUCAUCGAGUUCGUGCAGAGGCAGAUCCACACCCAGGACCUGCCCCUCUCCAUGAUCGCCGCCAUCGACGAGAUCUCCCUCUUCCUGGACGUGGAGGUGCUGAGCAGCGACGACCGCAAGGAGAACGCUCUGCAGACGGUGGGCACCGGGGAGCCCUGGUGCGACGUGGUCCUCACCAUCCUCGCCGACGGGAGCGUCCUCCCCACGCUGGUCUUCUACAGGGGUCACGUCCAGCAGCCCGCCAACGUGCCGGAGUCCAUCCUCCUGGAAGCCAAGGAGAACGGAUACAGCGACGACGAGGUGAUGGAGCUGUGGGCGUCCCGAGUGUGGCAGAAACACACGGAGUGCCAGAACAGCAAGGGCAUGUUGGUGCUGGACUGCCACCGAACGCACCUCUCCGAGGAGGUCCUGUCCCUGCUGAGCGCCUCCAGCACCCUGCCGGCCGUCGUCCCCGCCGGCUGCAGCUCCAAAAUCCAACCCCUGGAUGUUUGUAUAAAAAGGACUGUGAAAAAUUUCUUGCAUAAAAAGUGGAAAGAGCAAGCCAAGGAGAUGGCGGACUCCACCUGCGACUCGGACAUUCUCCUGCAGCUGGUGCUGUGCUGGCUGGCGGAGGCGCUGGAGGUGAUCAGUGACUCUCCAGAACUGGUCCAACAAUCCUUCUUGGUGGCCAGCGUCCUGCCCGGCCCCGACGGCACCGCCAACUCGCCCCGCCGCAACGCCGACAUGCAGGAGGAGCUCAUCUCCUCGCUGGAGGAGCAGCUGAAGCUGGGCCAGGGGCCACCCCAGGCGGUGGCCGAGGUCCAGGACCGCAGCCCGGCCGAGGAGGCCACCGACCCCGAGAUCCUCCACCGGCUCUUCGAGGGGGAGAGCGAGACUGAGUCCUUCUACGGCUUCGAAGACGCCGACUUGGAUCUGAUGGAAAUCUGAGCGCGGAUCCCCAGAAAGGGUUAUUUUUUAAAUAAAUGUUGGCUGAGACCAUUACACUUCCCUGUGGAUUUGUGGGUUUAGGAAAAUUCGUAGGCGAUCACUCAGAUAAAUAGCCAUUUAUGCUGUUCAUUUAUAAGUUUUGUGCUUUUUUAAAAGGAAAAAAAAAAAAUCACUGUGUUGGUAUUUUCUGAAAAUAUAUUGUGGGUGAAUAUUUUUGCGUUUUUCUUUACCUCACUGUAUCAUAGUUUUUCUGUUUUUAUUGUGCAGAAAUGUUUUGAAUUAUACAUUGUCAAUGUGA